Molecule: messenger RNA, 4047 nt
Organism: Colletes gigas
Lineage: Eukaryota; Metazoa; Arthropoda; Insecta; Hymenoptera; Colletidae
Gene: Nop17l
Product: protein kintoun
Exons: 6
Coding region: 49-3939 (1296 amino acids)
Biological process (GO): axonemal dynein complex assembly
Cellular component (GO): cytoplasm
Source: RefSeq, a predicted model, not a curated record
UCUUCUACCAACGAGUUUAUUUGUAAACACGCGACAUCAUUUCGUAAGAUGGACGCGUACGAAACACGUAGAAAAGAUUGGGAAGAUUUGGAGGUGACCAAGGAAGAACUGAAGACAUUAACAGAAUGCCUGAAGAAGGAGGAAUUCCGCAAAUUACUAGUGGAACACGUCAAAGAAGUGACCGAUCCGGAAAAUAGGAAGAUCUAUGAGAAAGAGAUAACACAAUUAGAAAAAGAACGGGGCGUCGACGUUGUAUUUGUUAACCCAGAACCUGGUUACGUCAUAAAAACUAGCGUGAAUGGAGACAAAAAAUGUUUCCUGAAUAUCUGCAAGAGCAACGUUAUUGCACAACCGAGCAAUCAACCUGCUUUCGAACAAGGUCACCGGAGUUUACAAUGGUUUAUUCCUUAUGCGCUCCUAUCAGCUCGUGACGACCUUGAUAAGAAAAAUAUGCGUUGUAUGGUUUUUGACGUGGUCUUUCACCCCGAUACAAUUUAUUUAUCGUCGAAGAAUGCUCAAUUUCGCGAAACUGUCAAUAACACGGCAAUGGAUGGCGUGGAAAAUAAUUUUAAGGUGAAAUUGGAUAGAAAAAAUCUGAGAUUUCCAAACAUGAAGUACAAAGGUUUACCUCUUCCUACAGUCAUCAGAAAGCCCUCCAAGGAACCACUAAAAAAACAAUUGGAUAUGGAACCAGAAAUAUAUCAAAAGUUGAUGGCUGAUUAUGACAAGAAAAGAGAACAACAAUUUAAGCAUGUAAACAAGCCAAAGCGUGCGUCACCAGCUACUACAUAUUAUAAAGAAACAUUGGAUAUAAAUGCAGAAACAGAUAGCAAAUAUGUUACACCUAAGUUUUCCAUAAAACAUCAAUCAGAUGUAGAAUUGGAAGAUUUUACUACUAGUAAAAUGGCAAAAAUGAAUGCCACAGUACCUAAAAGAUUGAUUGUCACUAUAGAUCUACCACUACUGAAAACUGCCAAUGAUGCAUUUUUAGAUGUUCAAGAACGUUACCUUAGCCUAAAAAGUGAAAAACCUGCUAAAUAUUUAUUGGACCUCCCAUUGCCUUAUUGUGUGGAUGCAAACAAUGGCAAUGCCAAAUUUGAUCCAAAAUUUAAAAAGCUUGUUAUAAUGUUACCAGUCAUUCCACCAGUAGUACUAGUAUCAGAUAAUACAGAAAACAAUGAAAUUGAUAGCAACCAUGAUAGUUCUGUACCAGUGUUGAACACUGAUUCAUUGGAAGAUUUACUUGAUAAUAGUCACCUAAGCAACACUGUACCAAAGUUAAUCGAAGAGUACGAAACAGUACUUACAACUACAAAAAUGCAAAAUGAAAGUGAAAAUUUGGAAAAGUAUAGUGAGACAGUAUCAUGGACUAGUAGAAUAGAUGAAAUGGAUGCAUUUAUGGAUUCCAACAUUAGAUAUUCACUGCCACCAUUUACAUGUAACAUAUAUGAUAGCCAAUUAGCAAUCACUGUAAAUGUAAAAAACGUGGAUCCAAAUUCCAUUCGUCAUAGAAUUUUGCAAAAUAAUGUAGGAAUACACGUUUUGUUGUCAUCUGUAGGAGCAGGAUUUUUUCCACAGCAUUAUUCGUUAUGCUUAAAAAUUUCGGAAGAUUCUAUGGAUCCUGAUUCUCUCUCGAGCGAACCGUGGGAUAAUAACGUUGUAUUUACUGUUGCAUUAAAAAACACUGAAAAUUUAGUUCGGUAUUACGUUGGACGAACCGACGAGUUCAUGGAAGAAAAAGAUUUUCCUACUGCUGCAUCUUUUAAGAACCAACUGAAAGAAUUAACGAUCAUGGAAGACACAGAACUUGGAAAGGAUCGAACAAUCAAUGUACUGGCAGAAGAUGAUGGUGUUGUUAUAAAUAUUAGUUCAAAUCGAUCAGAUUCUGAUUACGAACCGGUACACGAAAUAACAGAAUCAACGCAACAAUAUGAAAAUCGACAAGACGCCACAACAGGAAUAAGAUCUGUUUCAGAAAGCACUGACGAUGAAUUAACGAAUAACAGUACAGCAGGUAAAUUUUCGAAAGGUAUAUUGAAGUCACGUCGCACUCAUGAUUUUUCGCGUUCAACAUCUGAAUCUAGCACCGACGAAAGUGGAAUGCCCACGUCGCCUAUAGAUAGUCAUUAUGAUUCGGAGCAAGAUAUAAAUUCUGAAACAGAUUGCUCAAAUUUAAAGAAAACUGUGCGAUUUAAUGAGAUCGUGUCACAACAGUUAUUUAGGUCUAAAUCUAGCAUUGUUAAUCAACGUAAAGUAACGACUAUACCUCGGACUACGAAACAAUUUAACACAAAGCCAGGAAUCUACCAAAAGUUGAUGUCCGAUUAUGACGAGAAAAGAGAACGACAACUGAAGCGUGUUGUGAGGAAAUCGAAGCGUGCAUCAAGAUCAACUACGCGUCAUAAAGAUACAUCAAAUACAAACGCAGAAACAAAUAGCAAAUAUGUUACACCUAAGUUCUCUAUAAAAUAUCAAUCUGACAUGGAGCUAGAUGACUUUAAGACUAGUGAAACUGCAAAAAUAAACUCUACAAUACCUAAAAAAUUAAUCAUCACCAUAGAUUUACCUCUACUAAAAACUGCCACUGAUGUUUUCGUGGAUGUGCAAGAACGUUACCUUAGUUUAAAGAGUGAGAAGCCUGCAAAAUAUUUAUUGGAACUCCCUUUAUUUUAUUGUGUACACGCAGCCGGUGGUAGUUCGAGGUUCGAUACAAAAUAUAAGAAACUCGUUGUAACAUUACCAGUCAUUCCACCAGUGGAGACACCAUUAGAUACUAGGGAGGAUAGUGGAGUUGAUAGCGAUCAUGGUAGUCCUGUACCAGUGUUGCCUGAAGAUGCGCUGGAAAAUUCUCUAAGUAACAGUCACUCGAGUGACUCUAUGCCGAAGUUAGGUGAAAAGUGCAAAACAGUGUUUACAACCACAAAAAUAGAAAACGAAAGUGAAAGUUUAGAAGAGUGUAGCGAUAGUAUAUUGCGGACUAAUAAUGUAGACAACAUAGAUACGUUUAUAGAUUCCAGCAUUAAGUACACACUGCCACCGUUUACUUGUAACAUAUAUCUUAAUCAAUUAGCAAUCACUGUAGAUGUAACAUACGUGAAUCCAAAUUCCAUUCGCCAUAGAAUUUUGCAAAAUAAUUUAGGAAUACACAUUUUGUUAAUGUCUGUAAGUGCAGAAUUAAUUCCACAACACUAUUCGUUAUGUAUAAAAAUACACAAUGAUACUGUGGAUCCUGAUUCCCUCACGAUCGACCCGUGUGAUAAUGACGUUCUAUUUACUGUUCUAUUAAACAAUACCGAAAAUUUAUUGCGAUAUUAUGUUGGACUAAACGAAGAGUUCAUGGAAGAAAAACUUUAUCCAUCUGCGGCGUCUUUCAAAGACCUGCUGAAAGAAUUAACGGCUACGGAAAACACAAAACUGGGAAAUGAUGGGACGGUCAAUGAACAGGCAGAGGAUGAUGGUGUUGUUAUAAAUAUUAGCCCGAAUCAAUUAGAUUCCGACGACGAAGUGGGUCAAGAAAGUACAAAUUCCACGCGAGAACACACCGUGACAAAAACUAGAUCUGUUUCAGAAAACAGCGGAGAUGAAUUAACCAGUGACGGUAGUAUAGCAGGUACAUUGUCGGGAGACGUAUUGAAGUCACGCCGUAUUCAUGAUUUUUCGUCUUCAGUGUCUGAAUCGAGCAUCGAUGAAAAUGGGAUUGUCACAUCGUCCAUAGAAUCAGAUUCUUGGAGUUUAAAAAAAACAGUUCGAUUCGAUACCAUGAUAUCAAUACAAUACUUUAGAUCUAAUGGUAGCAUUGUUAGAGUUAAGAAAAGGAGACGACAUGCGCCACGUACUAUGUCUCAGGUAAUAAAACCUAUACUUAAGCAAAAUAAACCGUCGUCGCAAGAAGAAACUUCGGAAGACACAGUGAUAGCAGUUUGGGAUAGUCGUAGGUGAUGUAAUACAGCAGGAUUCAAUAAUGAUUUAAUAUUCGAUCUCGAUAUGUAGAUUUUGGCUAUUUGCCGAGACACGUAUCUGAUUAUUUUUAAUCAUGUCAUUUAUUGA